GUCACUCUUUUGUAAAACGUCUUCAGCGUGAUUUAAAUUCAUCUUUCGAUCCAAGGGCACGUAAAGAUUUUAAACUUCGAGGUACAGCUUCUGUCUCUUUACACGGCGUAGGAGGCAGAACUGUGAGUAAACUACGCCAAUUUGAUUUAAACAUUUUGAGUCGAUUACGUCCAGUUAUUGUUAUUCUGGAAAUAGGAACUAACGAUCUCAGCCAUCAAAGGCCUGAGGUUGUUGGAUCCUUGAUCGAUAAUUUAGUUUGCCAUAUUCUAGGCGAAUUUUCGAGCGUCCGAGCUAUAGGUGUUUGCCAUGUGAUUCCCCGCAGUUAUUUGUAUCUGGCGGCCGAACAAUUUUUUCAAAGG
Paramuricea clavata is the source of this 359-nucleotide messenger RNA. Lineage: Eukaryota; Metazoa; Cnidaria; Anthozoa; Malacalcyonacea; Plexauridae. The record is from the annotation of a GenBank genome assembly.